Messenger RNA from Stegostoma tigrinum, 3308 nucleotides. RefSeq names its product glucan (1,4-alpha-), branching enzyme 1b (gene gbe1b). Gene Ontology annotation, cellular component: cytoplasm. Bases 575 to 2434 code for a protein of 619 amino acids. Gene Ontology annotation, biological process: glycogen biosynthetic process. The record is from RefSeq and is a predicted model, not a curated record. Lineage: Eukaryota; Metazoa; Chordata; Chondrichthyes; Orectolobiformes; Stegostomatidae. The transcript has 18 exons. Gene Ontology annotation, molecular function: 1,4-alpha-glucan branching enzyme activity; cation binding; hydrolase activity, hydrolyzing O-glycosyl compounds.
CCGCUCGGCGGUGACUGCACUUUAACCCGCUCCCUGCUCCCCCAGACCCUCCCUCGGUAGAGGGCCGACCGUGACCCCGUAAUAGCGAAAGCCGCUAAACGCCCCCUUUUCCAGCUAUUCUCUCCGUUAUAACACGGUGUGAGACUGGAUGAACACAGCAGGCCAAGCAGCACUAGAGGAGCAGGAAAACUUGACGUUGCGGGUCGGGACCCUUCUUCAGAAAUCAACUCUCCGUUAACAGGUCAAACUCUGUGUUAUCCAGCCACACUCUAUCUCCUCCCCCACCUCCCCGCAACUUGAUAUGAAGGUGCCAAAGUUGGUCUGAGGUGGUCAAGGUCCGAAAUCACACGACGCCAAGAUAUAGUCCAACAGGUACGAUAAAUUUAGAAGCUUGGCAAGAAGUAUUGAAGAGAAUGAAGGAAACCUAGAUCAGUUUUCCCGCAGCUAUGAAAGCUUUGGUGUCAAUCGAUUGGCUGAUGGGGGAGUUUACUGUAAAGAGUGGGCUCCCGGAGCAAAAUCUGUGUCUCUUGUUGGAGAAUUCAAUGGCUGGAACUCCUCUUCACAUCAUUACAAAAUGUUGCCAUUUGGGAAAUGGGAGCUGCACAUUCCACCCAGAGCUGAUGGUUCAUCGCCGAUACCCCAUGGGUCGAAGCUGAAGGUGGUGAUAGAGUGUACAGCUGGCCAACAGCUAUAUCGCAUUUCUCCCUGGGCACAAUAUGUGAUACGUGAGCAGAAUGCCUCUACUUACGACUGGGUGCAUUGGGAUCCACCUGAGCGAUAUGAGCGCAAGUAUCCUCAUCCUCCAAGACCAAACAGUGUAAGAAUCUACGAAGCACAUGUUGGAAUUGCAUCACCUGAGGGGAAAAUUGCCUCUUAUAAGAACUUCACACACAAUAUGCUGGUCAGAAUUAAGAAUCUCGGUUAUAAUUGUAUCCAGCUGAUGGCUAUUAUGGAGCAUGCCUAUUAUGCCAGCUUUGGUUAUCAAGUUACCAGCUUCUUUGCUGCUUCAAGUCGCUUUGGGACCCCUGAUGAGCUGAAGGAACUGGUUGACACAGCCCACUCAAUGGGACUGUUUGUGCUGCUGGAUGUCGUCCACAGCCACGCGUCGAAAAACACAGAGGAUGGUCUCAACCUAUUUGACGGGACUGAUUCCUGCUUUUUCCAUUCUGGAGCCCGUGGCACUCACUUGCUGUGGGACAGCCGUCUUUUUAACUAUUCAAACUGGGAAGUACUGAGAUUCCUGCUGUCUAAUCUGCGCUGGUGGGUGGAGGAGUAUUAUUUUGACGGCUUUCGAUUUGAUGGAGUAACAUCGAUGUUAUAUCAUCACCAUGGAAUAAGUACAGCUUUUACUGGGAAUUACAAUGAAUAUUUUGGGCUGCACGUUGAUGAGGAUGCCUUAGUGUAUCUCAUGCUGUCAAACCACAUUCUUCAUAGCUUCUAUCCAGACUUCAUCACCAUAGCAGAGGAUGUGUCGGGAAUGCCCACAUUGUGUCGGCCUGAAAUUGAAGGAGGUGGUGGCUUUGAUUUCCGUUUGGCAAUGGCUGUUCCUGACAAGUGGAUCCAGAUAUUGAAAGAGUUGAAGGAUGAAGACUGGAACAUGGGUAAUAUUGUCUACACAUUAACAAACCGGCGGUAUGGAGAGAGGUGUAUCGCCUAUGCCGAGAGCCAUGACCAGGCCCUUGUUGGGGACAAGACAUUAGCAUUCUGGUUGAUGGACGCUGAGAUGUACACGAACAUGAGUGUUCUGACACCCUUCACACCAGUAGUGGAUCGCGGCAUGCAGUUGCACAAAAUGAUCCGUCUCAUCACACAUGCUCUGGGAGGAGAGGGAUAUUUGAAUUUCAUUGGCAAUGAAUUUGGGCACCCAGAAUGGCUGGACUUCCCCCGAAUAGGAAAUAAUGAAAGUUACCAUUAUGCCAGACGGCAAUUUAAUCUUCUGGAUAAUCAUCUCCUUCGUUACCGGCAGCUGAACACUUUCGAUGCAGACAUGAAUAAAUUGGAAGACAAAUAUGGUUGGCUCGCGGCACCACCGGCCUAUGUGAGUGAGAAGCAUGAGGAGAACAAGGUGAUCGCCUUUGAGCGUGCAAAUCUUCUUUUUAUCUUCAACUUCAACCCGAACAAGAGUUUUCCCGACUACAGAGUGGGAAUAGAUCAACCUGGGAAAUAUAAAAUUGUGCUGGACACUGACUCAACAGAUUACGGUGGUCACGGUCGAUUAAACCACAACACAGAGUUCUUCACAGAUGCCCAAAUUCAAAACAAUCGUCCCAACUCUAUGCUGUUCCGAAGUGGUGAUAAUGAAUUUUCCCUGAGGAGAAACCAUGCUGCCGAGCUCGUGGGUUACGGAACUUUGCACUUUUGUGAAAAUUCUUUAAAGGUGUAUAUUCCCAGCAGGACUGCCAUCGUUCUCGCUAGCAUGGACAUUAACAAAUGAAGGCAGGAGAGGUUUGGCUGGCUGUCAGGUGUCUUGGUGCCAAAGAGGACAAAUAAGAAAAACUGUUUUACAACUAAACCCUAACCCUCCCCAACCACCUCCAACUUUCAACCUCUAGUCAUCAACAAGUGAUGAACGGCUGUAACUUUUAGUCAUUUGUUUUAUUGUAAAUUGAGUACAAGUGUGACCCCCUCUUGGUAAUUGAGCUGGAUAUCAUUCUGUCUCACUCACUUUGUCAGUAUGUCAACUCUUUCAGAUAUUAGUUUACAGAGGCUGAAGGCUGUCAGCCCUCACUACUGACUAACUGCAUUGUGCUAGAAAGGGAGAGAAACUCACUGAUACCAACAUAGGAACCAUAAACUUUUGUACUGACCAAGCAUCCCAAUGACAGGGUAUUAGUAGAUUUUUGAUGAUUACAUUUGGCACUUCUUUGUGUUAUGCCACCCAUGAGGUCAAACAAGAAUGGCACAAAGUUCCUCCCUCACCCUCAGUUGAAUCCUUCACUCCAAUCCUACCCUUUUUUUGCCAUUUCUCCUCCUGAUUGGUGUGAAGAUGUCAGGAACACAUCACUGUGCAGUGAAGCUUCUACACUAGCCUCAUGUACCCCGCGAUCCCCCACACUUUCCCUCAACACACACCCACCCACACCCACUGCCUGAGUCAGUUUUUGGAAAUGGAAUUAAAACAUUGAACCUAGCUGAUGAGGAAGAGAUUCUCCCUUCAUAAAGUGUUUUCAAUUCAUAGAAACUGUUCAAAUUAUGGAGUGUUCUACUGUACAAUAGUGAAGAACAAAAUUCAAAUUAAAAGUAACUCAGUAAACUUUAUCAUUGUAUAAGUUUGAAAAUUAAAAACAUGGAAUAAAUAGAAUGAGAUA